AUGACGGUGUUUAUCGCAUCCCUAUUCCUUCCGUACACCAUUGACUUUAAGUCGACGGGCUUGAAGAGUUCAAGUACUCGCCGUCGCAAGUCUUCUCCCAGCUACUCUGCCGUUGAUGGGUCCGGGCCAUUGCCCAUCGUUGGACGACUGGCUGGUGUCCGCAAGACUCGGCAAAGGUCCUCAAGCUUUGAAUUGACACCCGGAGCAACCACUGAGAAUGAAAAGAUUUUCAAAGCCUAUGCUUCGCACUCCGCGGGCGAGAUCCCGAUUGCUGAGGAACCUAACGGUCCUGGCCCUAAUGAACCACGUGCGGUACCCUGGGGUCAGAGUCGCAAGUUCAAUCAGCCUCGUUCCAAGGCCACAACUCAUCCUGAGCCAUCUAUUGUCAGUCGCCCGGGCUCACGACAAGGAUCGAAAGAGUCGGCUUUUCUGACUGGCGGGAUUAGUCUUCCUGCCGUACCAACAGAAUUAGGCAGCCCUCGUGUACUCCUCUCGCCCGAGGAUUGGGUUGUCAAGGCAGCAGAGCAAGGCCAUGGCGGUCUUCAGAACGCGAUUCUUGCCGCUGAAGAAGCAGGUAUCCUUGAAAAUAAGAUGUGGGUGGGGACGCCAGGGAUGCCCACCGACUCUUUGACAGAUAUGACUCGGAGCCUCAUUGAUGAGACUCUUAGGGACGAGUACGAGUCCUUGACUGUUUUUGUAGGCGACAGUGAGUUUGAAGGUCAUUAUGCACAUUUCUGUCGCUCUGUGCUCUGGCCCGCGCUUCAUUAUCAGAUGCAAGAGACCCCUCGUCAUACCGACUAUGAUGACUACUCUUGGAAACAGUAUUUGAAAGUGAAUGAAGCCUUCGCCACUACCAUUGCAAAUCACUGGCGCCCGGGUGAUACCAUCUGGGCUCAUGACUACCAUCUUCUUGCCCUACCUGCUCUACUGAGGAAGAAACUGCCACGCGCCAGAAUAGGAUUCUUCCUACACUCGGCCUUCCCUUCAUCGGAGGUCUUUCGUUGCUUGAAUUCACGAGAUGCAUUACUGGAUGGUCUCCUCGGCGCAGACUUGAUCGGUUUCCAGACAGAAGAGUACUGCUAUCACUUUAUUCAUUCAUGCAGUCGGCUUCGAAGAUUGCAAGUGUCCGUCGACGGUGUACAAGUCAACGAUCGGUUUGUGCACGUUAAGAACUACCCGCUGGGGAUCGACUAUCAGUCUCUCAAUGUGUUACGCCAAUCUGUCGAAGUCAGAGAUUGGAUCUCGGAUAUUGGUGAAAGGUACAAGGGGAAACACUUGAUCGUGGCUCGGGACCGUCUUGAUGCGCCUGGUGGUAUCAAGCAGAAGCUCUUAGCAUAUGAGCUCUUUCUGGAAAGUUAUCCCAAAUGGAGAGAUAAUGUGGUUCUUGUUCAGGUCGCAUCUUCGGCAUCAGAGAUUCCAGAGCUCGAAGCACAAGUCUCCAAAGUGGCAAUGAGAAUCAACUCCGUAUACUCAAACCUGACACAUUCUCCGUUGGUUCUCUUGAAACAAGACAUCAGUUAUUCUCAGUUGCUUGCACUUUUGAGUGUAUCAGAGAUAUACAUGGCCACGAAUCUCCGUGAGGGAAUGAAUCUUACCAGCCACGACUUCAUUCACUGUCAAGACGGCCAGCUCGUCUCCCAGAGACACGGAUCCCUCAUAUUGAGCGAAUUUACCGGCAGUGCCUCCAUUUUUCACGGCCAUGAGCUCAUCGUAAACCCCUGGGAUUACAAACAGUGCGCCGAUGCUAUGAAUACCGCGCUCGAGAUGUCUCCAGAACGAAAGCGGCACAAUUGGGAGUUCCUCUUGAAUCGCAAAUCCCCAUACACAGCAACUGCAUGGUACACAUUUUUACAAAAUGCACUUACCGAAGCCCGUAGCAUGCAACCGUCCCGCGAGACACACGCCGUCACUCCUCUCCGCCUCGACAAACUCCAGCACUCAUAUCACUCAGCUCACAAACGAGUCCUCUUCCUCGAAGACGGCGCCACUUUCACCCCGGACAAAUCCUACCCCUCCACAGAAGCAACUGACCUUAUCCAAGCUCUAGUCCUCGACCCAAAGAACACAGUCUAUCUAACUAGCACCAACAGUCCAGAUCAACUCGACCGAGCCACGAAAUCCCUCCCAUCCUGCAUCGGUCUAAUCGCCGAAAAUGGCUGCUUCGUUAAACUCAGUACACGAUUCAGGCUCUGUCACGCCUCAGCUCUAUCAAAUAAUUCUGGAUUGGAAUCAUGGGAAUCCCUCGUCGACGUCGAAGGCACAAGUGACUGGCGCGCCGGAAUUCGCAAGGUAAUCGAAUAUUUCCAAGAACGCACAGAAGGAAGCACUAUCGAAGAACGCCGCUGCACACUAACAUUCGACUACAAACAUGCACUUGAUCAUGAAAUCGCUGCACAACAAGCCUCUGAGCUCGCCGAUCAAAUCAACGGCGCACGCGGCAGUGGAGCUAUCCGUAUCGUGCGGGAUGCUGUUGCCGUCAGCGUUGAGCCUCUAUACGCCUCUAAGGCUGCGGCGGCAUCUACCUUGCUAGAUAGACUGCCAGCCGAGGAGACUGCGGACUUCAUCUUUGUGGCGGGUGGGGGGCGUGGAGACGAGAGCUUGUUUCGGUGGGCAAAUUGGUUGAGGCGUGUGCCAGUUGGAAAUGGGGUGCGUAACGGUAGUGCGAAUGGGAAUGGGAACGGGAAUGAGAACGUUAAGGGAGGUAUCUCUGGGGCUCGGACAGUAACCACUCUUGCGGCUGGUACGCAUGCUACUGAAGCGAGUGCAGUAUUACCGAGUGGAAUGUCGUUGUUGGAUGUGUUGAGGCUGUUGGCCUUUCCGCAUGUUGUCGAUGUGGCUUCGAGAUGCAAAGAUCUUGAAACGUAG
Molecule: messenger RNA, 2865 nt
Organism: Penicillium angulare
Lineage: Eukaryota; Fungi; Ascomycota; Eurotiomycetes; Eurotiales; Aspergillaceae
Product: trehalose-6-phosphate synthase
Exons: 3
Coding region: 1-2865 (954 amino acids)
Biological process (GO): trehalose biosynthetic process
Cellular component (GO): cytosol; alpha,alpha-trehalose-phosphate synthase complex (UDP-forming)
Molecular function (GO): catalytic activity
Source: RefSeq, a predicted model, not a curated record